AUGAACAGCAUAAACGCACAAUAUUGUAUCCCAGCUCCGGGUUACUGUAGUACGCUUGUCCGUCAAUCAUCGUCUGCUUCUGGUCACGGCGUCGUCGCCAAGAAGUUGAGUCGCGAGAAGAUUUCCAACAGUUUGGCGAAAAACACAGCUGCAUCCUCCGGAAAAGAAUAUCUGAAAAUGGUGAAACGGUCCUCAUCUGCUCAUUCGAGACUUAUGUCACAACGGACAUUCUCUGUUGAAUCCGGAUCGAUUGAUUCUUCGGAACCAUUGACUCCUCAACUAACUGCUCCAUCAGAAGAAUCGCGAUUUCACCUCGCUGGGAGCUGGAUGCUCAACUUCGAGUUGCUUCAGGAUAGUGGCUCCGUCAUUUGUGACGAUAACAUCUCCAACAUCAUCGACGAGCAUCUUGUCAAGACCAACAGCCCGCCACUAAUCUAUAUGGAGCCGCCAUGCACAUCGGACUCCAAUCAAAUAAAAGUAUUCUAUUAUCUGGACGAUGAGACAACGCCUUAUGUGUCUGUAAUUGAUACUCGAGAAGGCGUGGCGACCCUCGGAAACUUUAAAAAUUCGUUUACAAAAAGGGGUUACAAGUACUAUGGAAAGGAGUUGGACCCGGAUAUUCAGCGUGAAGUGAAAGUUGAAUUGACAUCAGACUCCGAUCGUUUACGAAAAUCUCAAAAUGGAUUUUUCGAAGUGUUUCUCGUAAGCACGCCAGGAUAUGGAACUCUUCCUCGAAACACCGGAACAAUGACGAGAACUCAAAGGACAGCACUUGAUAAAAGACGUCGGCGAAGUGCUGAUUUCGAUGCCACGCCCUAUUCAGAUGCCAGUCUUGCGCCGAGCACAAUUGUGAGCAGGAGAGCUGGUGAACAUCUCGCCGAGUUAUAUACAUCUAAUUCGGAAGAUCCAUAUCAAUACGAUGAGCAUACACGACGUACAAUUGAUGAUUCAUCAAUUUAUGAACCACUCGGUACUCGCGACAUGAAUAAAUUCCAUGACGAUGAUAGGAGAAAAAGGAAACAAAAGAAAGAAAGAUUCAGGAGGCCCUAUGUACCGAGUACUAUCAGUUCUGCAACAGAGUCAAGUGUUAAUAGUGGUUUGCCAAGAAUUUUGGAGAUUUAUUUGCCUAUGAAAAACGUUCCAUAUCUUGGAUUGAGUGUUUGUACUAUGGAUGGACAUAUUUUUGUGUCAGAAAUUGCACCAGAAGGAGCUGUUGAGAAAGACGGACGAGUGAAUGUGGGCGAUCAAAUUUUGCAAGUGAAUAGAGUUUCCUUCGAAGAUCUCAGUGGUCCACAAGCUGUCAGAGCUCUGAGAGAUGCUGCUGCCUCGAAGCGGCCGAUUACAUUGUACAUUAGCAAGUUUGCUCGAGGAGCCCCCAGUGAAUAUGAUGAUCCCUUGGCCUCCAUGGCAUCAGAAACUAUGCCGCUAGAUGUCGGGGUUUGGGUGGAAACAGCAGUGCAAAAUACAGAAAAGAUGAAAGCACUCGGAUUGGAUCCACAAGAACAAACAAUGACAUCAGUGGAUGACGGAACACUUCCAUUCACUUCAACCGCUUCUGAUGAUGAAGAGAGAAUUCUUUAUGAUCAGAGAAGGAAUGGAAUUCCAAGAGCGUUGCUGGAAGAAGCAGAGAGGAAAAAAGAGAAUGAGCGGAAUGAGAAAGCAGAACAACUCACAGAGCUCAUUGAUCCCAUCAUUGUUGUUCGAGCAAUGGCAAGACCCGAUUCUGGAUUAGUUGUGAAGAACAGAAAGUGGUUGAAGAUUCUGGUUCCCAUGUCUUUCAUUGGUUGUGAUCUAAUCGAUUGGCUAGUUGAACAUAUGACAGAUAUACACAGCCGGAAGCAUGCAAGAUUGUAUGCAGCGAGACUUUUAGCUGCUGGUCUGAUUCGACACGUUGUCAGUAAACUGACUUUCACUGAAAAGUGUUACUAUGUGUUCGGGGAUGGAAUUCUUUCCACUGAUCGUAAUUCAACUGACACUUCUGGAACAAGUGGGACGACGAUGCGUGUAGAAGCCACAACAGAAGUAACAUAUGUUGGAUCUCCUGCUCCACAUGCUUUGGCAACAAGGAUAGGUAGAAAUAUUCCUCCUCAUCGUCUAGAAACGACUACGUUAAGUCCGGUGGCUCAUGAUCAAACUUGGUUAAGGAGGCGUCGAGAUUGUGAAAGCCCGAUGACGAACGACUAUGCUUCAAUGGUUGGAGAGAGUCAAAUAGGAAUGAAUCCAGCUGGUCAUUAUAAUCCUUAUGCGACGAAAAACAAUCGACAAGUGCCCGCUCCUUCACAAGUGACGACAUCAAGUUUGACAAACGGAAGCGGUGGUAUUGGAGGGCCCCCACCGACACCUCUGUCCAGUACUAUGGUUCUAGCAGCGUCUCCGAUCCAAUCACAGAACAUCAUCAACCACGAUUUCGACGGGGAGAAUAAUAGCAAAUCGCGUAUUUUACGGACAUAA
Caenorhabditis remanei is the source of this 2451-nucleotide messenger RNA. RefSeq lists its product as uncharacterized. Gene Ontology annotation, molecular function: frizzled binding. Gene Ontology annotation, biological process: canonical Wnt signaling pathway; intracellular signal transduction. Bases 1 to 2451 code for a protein of 816 amino acids. Gene Ontology annotation, cellular component: cytosol. The record is from RefSeq and is a predicted model, not a curated record. NCBI's taxonomy places the organism in Eukaryota, Metazoa, Nematoda, Chromadorea, Rhabditida, Rhabditidae. The transcript is spliced from 9 exons.